Messenger RNA from Pteropus alecto (black flying fox), 1646 nucleotides. It is a transcript of the gene MPV17L2, whose product is annotated as MPV17 mitochondrial inner membrane protein like 2. Lineage: Eukaryota; Metazoa; Chordata; Mammalia; Chiroptera; Pteropodidae. Bases 197 to 817 code for a protein of 206 amino acids. The transcript is spliced from 4 exons. Gene Ontology annotation, cellular component: cytoplasm; membrane. Gene Ontology annotation, biological process: mitochondrial ribosome assembly. The record is from RefSeq and is a predicted model, not a curated record.
GACUUCCGCCCCGGUAGCUGUCAGGGCCACAGGCUGGACUUCUCUCAGGAAUUCCGCGAGAAUCUGGAAAUCUGGAGGUCUACUAGGGAAGAGAGCGCGGGCAGAGUGGGAGCGGUCAGUGAUUGGUCAACAACAGCGCAGCGGGGACGCCGGAUUGGUCGGUCCCGGUGCCCCAGUUCCUGAGUCUCGGCGCGCCAUGGCGUCUGGUGGCUGGCGGUGGCUGCGCGGCCUGUGCACAGCGGGGCAGCCUUUAUUCCAAGGCCGUGCGCUGCUCGUCACCAAUACGCUGGGCUGCGGCGUGCUCAUGGUGGCCGGGGACGGCGCGCGCCAGUCCUGGGAGAUCCGCGCCCGGCCAGGCCAGAAGUUUGACCCGCGGCGCUCAGCGAGCAUGUUUGCGGUGGGCUGCACCAUGGGCCCCUUCCUGCACUACUGGUACCUCUGGCUGGACCACCUGCUCCCCGCAUCUGGCCUCCGCAGUCUUCCAAACAUCCUCAGGAAGGUCCUAGUCGACCAGCUGGUGGCCUCUCCCCUGCUGGGUGUCUGGUACUUUUUGGGCCUUGGCUGCCUAGAGGGCCAGACUCUGGACCAGAGCUGCCAGGAGCUGCGGGACAAGUUCUGGGAAUUCUACAAGGCUGACUGGUGCGUGUGGCCGGCAGCGCAGCUGGUGAACUUCCUCUUCGUGCCCCCCCAGUUCCGAGUCACCUACAUCAAUGGCCUGACACUGGGCUGGGACACGUACCUCUCCUACCUGAAGUACCGGGUGAACACAGUGGACAGAUCAGGCACCCAGGGGACUCCUCAGAAGCCACAAAUGUGAACCCCAAAAGGCACUACAGCUCCCCUCUAGGGUAAGGGCCUCCUGUGCCCUUGACAACUCACACUCUACGGUGAGUAGGCGGAGAGCUGAUCACAGCAGGAUGAAGACCGAGCCCCUUUCAGCUGUCUGAUGGGACGUUUGCCGGGUCCCUGCUGCGCCUUUCCAGCCAGGCUGACCUCAGCCCCCAGACAGGUGGAAGAGGGCUCCUCCUGGAGGGAUGAGUGCAGCACCUGACCAGAUCCUCUUGUGCGGACAGAUCCCAGGCCCCCUGACGCCCCCAGGCUGAGUGACCCUGGGCAAAGUACAUACUGGGCAACUCUAUCCCCCAACUAGAUGCCAAACAGGGCAAAAGUGACUUCUAGCUGACCACUCGCCUAGGCAGGAAGGUGAAGGGGCUCCUGUAGCAGUCCAAGCCAGGGUCCUGGGCCAAGUCCCAGCCCUACCCCAACUCCUGGGCAUCUUGACUGGGCUACCCCUUCCAAGCCCACUACCAGCCUCAAUUUCCUCAUCUGGAACACAGCCAUGAAGAUCAAUAGUCAUCCCUCAGCCCUUCUUACUGGGAGCCUCAGGGACCAGGAUGUCCCAUCCUUAGCACUGGGCCCUAGAACCAAGGUGGGGACAUCACCCAUCCUGUCAGAGCAGGGCCUGGCCUGGAGUUGGCUACCAGGAUCUGGAGGCUUAGGAAGGGCUGGGCAGCACCACUGUCAUGUUCUGGUCAUGCACUGUGGAAACUCCAUUAAAUUUUCUUGUCAUUGAAAACUUUGUGGACAACCACAGCCAGCGCUGGCAGGUGGCACGCACAAGAGCACAGCGUUGUCCAUUCGCUUUA